This is a messenger RNA of Neomonachus schauinslandi (Hawaiian monk seal), 4378 nucleotides long. RefSeq names its product casein kinase 1 gamma 3 (gene CSNK1G3). Gene Ontology annotation, biological process: endocytosis; positive regulation of canonical Wnt signaling pathway; signal transduction. The transcript is spliced from 14 exons. Gene Ontology annotation, cellular component: plasma membrane; nucleus; cytoplasm. Gene Ontology annotation, molecular function: protein serine/threonine kinase activity; ATP binding. Bases 588 to 1958 code for a protein of 456 amino acids. The record is from RefSeq and is a predicted model, not a curated record. Lineage: Eukaryota; Metazoa; Chordata; Mammalia; Carnivora; Phocidae.
UUGACCUCCGGAUAAGCGAGGCGCCGCUGUGCAUUCAUUCCCGGCUGCAUCGGUGGCGACAGCAGCGGCCCGGGCGGCGACUCUCCGGCCAGAGGCGGCGGUAGGAGGCACCGGCAGUAGUGCAGGGAGCGAGUCCGAGCCGAGCUGCGUUCCCUCCCUCGCUCGUUCCUUCCCCCCCUACCUCGCUCGCUCCCUCCCUCCGUGGCUCGCUUUCCUCCUCCGGUCGCCGGCGGGUGUGAUGUGCCGCCGCCGCUGCCCCCGCCGCCGCUGACUGACGGAGCAGGGGGCGCCGCCCGCGCCCGGGACCGACCCCGCAGCUCGCGGCCGCGCCUCUGAGCUCUCUAUCAAUAUCAGCUUACAUCAUUGAAAAGAUAAUUUUGAAGAUAUGUUUUGCUGAAAAGACAACUGAGAAAAAUUUUACGAAUGGGAUGAACACGCUCCAGUUAACUGACUACCUACUGCAAUUUGAAUGUUAACAAUUACCCACCUGGUACAGUUAACCUAGUGAUGUACCUAUUCUCACAAUACCCUAUUUCAUUGUGCUUGUCUUGAUUAAAGAAUUCAAAGUGGAGUACCGCAAACUUGAUAUGGAUAAUAAAAAGAAAGACAAGGAUAAAUCAGAUGAUAGAAUGGCACGACCUAGUGGUCGGUCGGGACACAACACUCGAGGAACUGGGUCUUCAUCCUCUGGAGUUUUAAUGGUUGGACCUAACUUUAGAGUUGGAAAAAAAAUUGGAUGUGGCAAUUUUGGAGAAUUACGAUUAGGGAAAAAUUUAUAUACAAAUGAAUAUGUGGCAAUUAAACUGGAGCCCAUGAAAUCCAGAGCACCACAGCUGCAUUUGGAAUACAGAUUCUACAAGCAGUUAGGAUCUGGAGAUGGUAUACCUCAAGUUUACUAUUUUGGCCCUUGUGGUAAAUACAACGCCAUGGUGCUCGAACUGCUGGGACCUAGUUUGGAAGAUUUGUUUGAUUUAUGUGACAGGACGUUUUCUCUUAAGACAGUUCUCAUGAUCGCUAUCCAGCUGAUCUCUCGCAUGGAAUAUGUCCACUCAAAGAACUUGAUAUACAGAGAUGUAAAGCCUGAGAACUUCUUAAUAGGACGACCAGGAAACAAAACCCAGCAAGUUAUUCAUAUUAUAGAUUUUGGUUUGGCAAAGGAAUAUAUUGAUCCGGAGACAAAGAAACACAUACCAUACAGAGAACACAAGAGCCUUACAGGAACAGCUAGAUAUAUGAGCAUAAACACACAUUUAGGAAAAGAACAAAGUAGAAGAGAUGACUUAGAAGCUUUAGGUCAUAUGUUCAUGUAUUUUCUGAGAGGCAGUCUUCCUUGGCAAGGUUUAAAGGCUGACACAUUAAAAGAGAGGUAUCAGAAAAUUGGAGAUACAAAACGAGCCACACCAAUAGAGGUGUUAUGUGAAAAUUUUCCAGAAGAAAUGGCAACAUAUCUUCGUUAUGUAAGAAGGCUAGAUUUUUUUGAAAAACCAGACUAUGACUACCUAAGAAAGCUUUUUACUGACUUGUUUGAUCGAAAAGGAUAUAUGUUUGAUUAUGAGUAUGACUGGAUUGGUAAACAGUUGCCUACUCCAGUGGGUGCAGUUCAGCAAGAUCCUGCUCUGUCAUCAAACAGAGAAGCACAUCAACACAGAGAUAAGAUGCAACAAUCCAAAAACCAGUCGGCAGACCACAGGGCAGCUUGGGACUCCCAGCAGGCAAAUCCCCACCAUUUGAGAGCUCACCUUGCAGCAGACAGACAUGGUGGCUCGGUACAGGUUGUAAGCUCUACAAAUGGAGAGUUGAACACAGAUGACCCUACCGCAGGACGUUCCAAUGCACCCAUUACAGCCCCUACGGAAGUGGAAGUGAUGGAUGAGACCAACUGCCAGAAAGUGUUGAACAUGUGGUGCUGCUGUUUUUUCAAACGAAGGAAAAGGAAAACCAUACAGCGUCACAAAUGACUCUGGACACAGACAGAUCAUGGGGAGUUACUUACGUGUUCAUCUGCUGUCUUGUGAUUAAAAUCAUCUCUGUAAUGACCACAUAUAUUUCCAAGGACUCACUCUUAGAAACAAAAUGUCAUACUUCCAUACUUCAUUUUGUGGUUGUCUUACAUUCAUAUUUUUUUCUAAUUUAACUUUUAUGGAAGCUUUAAAGUUUUGUCCAAACAUGAGUGCUUUGCCCAUCAAUGAAUGGACUGGACCAAGGAGGUGGUACUGACGGAUACAGCUCUAAAGACAUUUUUCAGAAGCUCUCCUCCUGUUGUAGAAAGCAGUACAGUAUCUUCAGUGUCAAACAGUUACAUGCCUAAUCUGGUUUUUUUUUAUAACUUCUGUAAGAGCAUAAUCAAGCAGGAAUUUUCUCCCCAGUGGAUAAUGCAACAGAGAAGACGCAGUUGCCCAACUAUGUAAAAGAAGCUAUUUUGUGAGAAGUUCAUUUCUUGUGUGACAUGCGCAUUGAUUUCAGUAUUACUGAUGGUACUGCUAGUCAUGAGUCAUACUAACAUUCUCUCUGUGAAAUCAUGGUACAGUCACUGCCCAGAGGUACUGAGGAAAAAGCUCUAUGGGUUCGGCAGACAGUAGUGGUCAAACGAAUCACCAGUAGCGUGCUGGAUAGGAGCUCUGCUUUUGUGGCACCACGACGUGAAGUACAGUGUCGCUGAAGUGGCAAAAGCGCUUUUUUAAGAAAAAAAAAAAAGAAAAAUGCAAAAUAUUUGUAUAAUGUAACUUUAUGCUUCCACAUGAUAAUGUAUGUUAGACAGCAAGAAAUGAAUACUUUGAGAAAUUAAAUAUGUUGGAGUUUUUUUUUUUUUUUUUUAAAUACACUAAGGAGAAGAAAUAAAUGUGAAUCUCAUUGCAAUGUGUAAGGUUGAAGUCUGAGGAGAUCCCACUGAAACCUGCUGAAUGAUUACAUUCUCCCUUAAGCAGAAAAUUUUGGAUGUGCCAUGCAGUGGUGUCUGUUUAUUAAUUAUUUGCUCUUUGAUAAAAAAAAAAAAAAGGACCCCCAGGAAUAAAAACUGGGUCACUCUAUUGCCCUCUGUGCACAUUAGUCUCUUGUAUUCAACUUUGCUGGUUCUCUGGAAUUUUCCUACUUUUUAGUAUAAUUUUGAUGAUUGAAAACUAUUUUGGAAAGGAUGGGUCAGGUGCUUUGCCUCCAUAGUCUUUUGAAGUGCCUGCAUAUGAACAAAGUAACAGUUCUGUAAAAAAGGAAACCCAUUCCACUUUUUAAGUAUGCUUUGUUUUAAGCCAUAAAGACACAGGUGUACUUUGGUCGCAUUCUACUAGCCAGAUUCUUCAAGAAGAGUUAAGACAUAAAGACUGGCUAGAACGAGAAUGAUGUUUUUCAAAUCUCAUCUUCACCUUUCAUUUAGAAGAUUGCUACUUACUCUUUCCAUGCAACCCUUUCUUUGUCUUUAAGUGCAUGCCUUCCGGCGUGCUUAUUUAUUUUUAUUGUCUCAAGGUAACAUUUAAAAUGUGUAAUUAAAGUAAAUAAAUUACAUUUUUGACUUCAUUAUUGCAUUUACAGGGAUUUAAUUGUACUUGGUAAUUUAUUUUUUCUUAUUAGCCAAAAGUUCAGCGUGUUGUUUUUGACAAAUUAGGCGCCCAUAUGAAUACUGCAAAUCAGGACAUUGUUUAUCAUUGUUGCUCUGAAUCGUCUGAAUGAUCUUUUCAAGUUCUUGAUUUUAAAGGCCCACGCUCAGCCUAGAAGACAUUUGCUGUAUAAUUUGGUCAACAGUUUCCAUUCUGUCUAUUUGUAUACUGUCAUGAUGUCUUAAACGACAGGAGUUACAUACUGAGUUUUUAUUUUUUGUUUGCCUUGAGCAAGGUAGAUGGAUGUUUUGGCCAUUAUAAUGUGAAACCACUUUUUUCUUUACAGUAUUUGACCAAAUUUGUGUGUCUAUGAUAUUUGUAAAUACAUGGCGAUAUCUGUAUUUCUUAUCAUAAGCCUAUUUAGUUUUAUUCUCAGUAGGGUUUUUGGACUGUACAGUGUUUAUAUGAUCUGAACUCCUUAUACAUAAGAAGGUGUGUAUAUUAAUCCAAUUAUGGACUUAAAAUAUUUUAAAAGUAUAAAUACCCUUAUUUGCUGCAAAGACCAGUGUGUAGACAUUUGCUUUUUAGCAAUAUUUUUAAGUGCUCCAUUUUAAUGCCAAGGAGUAAGUCUUUUGGCAACACAAACUGGUCAAUAAUAGGUAAUGCAGGUAUGUUCAGGUUAAGCCAACAAUGUUUUGCAUUUUUAUGCUUCUUUUCUGUCAACACUAAUGAAGUCAACAUUGCCUGAAUGUCUGAAUAAUGAAACACAUCCCUGUUUAAAAGUAUGUAACUGAAAAAGAAAUAAAAAAUAAAGGUAGUUUUUUUAAACUCGCUUUUUCCCCCUUCCUCUA